AACCGCCUACACGGCUUUCUAGGCUCUAGCCUCUAGCCUCUAGGGUUUCUGAAUCGUAGCAUCACACUCAUUGAGUGGGAAACACACAACGAUUUCCCUGAAAAACCGUCACAGAACCUUACACAGGGUUACAUGAACAAUCCUUUACUAAGCUGAAAUCGUAGCUCAAUCAGUCCAUCUUUCGAUUCUUCAGAUACAUGUCGGAGGAGAAUGUAUUCCUUACGCCUCAUGUGCCCCGACGAAAAAUCACGGAGCAGGAAAGGGCUCGCACAUCGGAGAAUUUCAGAGCUGCCAAGGCUCUUCUUGCUCGCAAACGGCCUCGCGAGAUUGUGAAUUUUUCUGAUCAUUCUCAUCACAAAAGCAGGGAUGCAAUUGGAAAUGAAAUUCCAUCUCAGACUACUAACAUCAAUAGAGUUCCUCUCCAGGAGUUACCGACAAACACUCCACCUCAUUUUAGUGUUAACAUGCCAAGUUUACAUGAUUGUCAACUUGGCAGCCUUUCAAGUUCUGUGGGUGUAUCAGCCUGCAAACAUGACUCAAGUAGUGAGAUUUUGAAUUUUAGGACAAUGAGUAUCCCUAAUGAGAAUAAGUAUUUAUUGGAUUAUUCUAUUAUUCCAAUGAAACAACCUGAAUGCUCUAGUUCAGGUAACUCCUUGGUGCCAAGCCUUCUAGUUCUAGAUGAUGAUUUUGAUGAAUCUAUUUUAAAAGAAAUAGAUGCUGUAUGUGAGCAAAAGUCUGCGGGAAAAGCAAGUAGACAGGAUCCAAAUAAUGGUUGUCACGUGGAAAUCCAGCUUAAUGAUAAUGGUGGAAGUGAGUCUGGAGCUAGUUUGAAUUCUGUAAGUGCUACCGAGAACUUAAGAAUGCUUGGCAUAUUUUGCUCCAAGGAUGAUCCAGAUUUUACAGCUAGGGAAAACGGCAUUCCUUCUGCUACACAAAGUGAGAGUAUGCCAUAUGAGUAUUUAGGAUACUUGCAAUCUUUAAACGAGAAGCAGCGUGAUGCAGCUUGCAGUGACAUUUCAACUCCUUUAAUAAUUGUUGCUGGCCCGGGAAGUGGCAAGACCUCCACAAUGGUUGGGCGAGUUCUGAUGCUGCUUAGCGAGGGUGUUAGUCCAACAAAUAUUCUGGCCAUGACUUUCACUACAGCUGCAGCUUCUGAGAUGAGAGAUCGCAUUGGAGUAGUCACUGGGAAGGCUACAGCUAAAGAACUUACGAUCAGCACAUUCCAUUCAUUUUCCUUGCAACUUUGUCGUUCACAUGCAGAGAAGUUAGAACGCACACCAGAAUUCUUAAUAUAUGGACAUGGGCAACAAAGACGUGCAAUUAUUGAGGCUAUCAGAUUACUAGGGAAUGAAAAGAGUAUUAAGCAAUGCCAUGAUGCCUGCAAUCUCGGAGAUUUUAAUGGCAUAGCAGCUCCUCAAAAUUUAAAGAUUAAGUCAAAGAAAUGGCAAAAUUUUGUGGCCAAGUCUAAAGCAUCCGGAAAGACUCCUUCAAAAUGUCGUGAAAUGGGCGAUGAGAUGGGAGCAGCAAUUCUCGAGAACUACAACAACAUAUUAAGAACUUGUAAUGCUUUGGACUACCAUGACCUAAUUAGCUGUUCUGUAAAGCUGCUCACUGAUUUUCCAGAUGUUUUUAAAGAGUGCCAGGAUUCAUGGAGAGCCAUUGUUAUCGAUGAAUUUCAGGAUACAAGUGCUAUGCAGUUCACUCUUCUGAGAAUUCUUGCAUCUCAUAACUGCAUAACUGUUGUUGGGGAUGAUGAUCAGUCCAUUUUCAGCUUCAAUGGAGCUGAUAUUUCUGGAUUUGAUUCGUUUCGUACCAAUUUUCCAAAUUACAAAGAGAUCAGACUUGAUAAAAACUAUCGCUCGACAUGCUAUAUUGUUGAGGCUGCAUCUUCUCUCAUACAAAAUAACAUGAAGCGCUUUCAGUUUAAGAAUGUUCUAACUGAUAUUUCUUCUGGAUCUAAGAUAACUAUCAAGGAAUGUUACAGUGAAAAUGCACAGUGUGCAUUUGUUGUGGACAAGAUUUUGGAAAUUGCAUCUAAUGGUUCAUCUGCUCAGUUAUCUUGUGGAAAUAUUGCAGUACUCUACCGGAGGCAGGUAUCGGGGAAAGCGCUUCAAUUAGCAUUUCGUGAGAGGAAAAUACCAUUUAACAUUCAUGGUGUGGCAUUCUAUAGGAAAAAGGUUGUCAAAGCCAUUAUUGCAAUGCUUAAAACAACAUUACCUGGUUGUGAUGAUGGCCCAUAUCGUCAGGUUUUCAAGGCUUGGCUUCCCCUUGAGAAAGAGGAAAAGAAGAGGGUUGUUGAACAUAUUGACAAAAUUGUGACUAUUAGAAAAUGCAGCUUUAUAUCUGCUGCCAGUGACAUCUUUAGCGCAAAGAUUUCCGGUACCUUCAAGAGGAGUCAACUUACCCAAGGGAGGAAGGUGUUGUCAACACUGGAGAUGAUAUCAAAGCUUGUUCACCGGGAGCAGUCAAUUUCAUCCGUUAUAACUUCAGUGGCAUCUAUGGUGCCUCAGAAAUACCUUCUUGAGCAACGGGCAGUUGUUGAUGUGGAUGACGGCAAAUUGCUUAAUGAAGACAAUGACAUCAGAUCUGUUCUUCAGUACCUAAUGGAUGAUGUGUCCGACUUUUUAUCAGCACAAGUUGCUAGAGAAGAGGAUGCCAAUGUGAUAGAAGUGAAAGGGUGUCAGAAUUUGCUUAGAGCUUUUAUUGACCAUUUAACUGAGCGGGAGAAAGAAAACUUCUGUUCCCGUAGGCAUGAUAAUAAAAACUCUGUCACAUUGACAACCAUUCAUCAGUCAAAAGGCUUGGAAUGGGAUACUGUGUUCAUAAUAAAGGUAAAUGAAUCCGAGAUUCCAUUGUUGCAUGAGUUCAAUGGCAUUGCAAAGCAAAAUGGGACCUUGAUUGAGGAGGAGCGCCGUCUGCUAUAUGUUGCAAUGACUCGUGCUCGGAAAAAACUUUUCAUUCUGUAUGUUAUGAUGGAUUCAAACUGGCAGAUGCUACAACCAUCUCGAUUUCUCAAAGAAAUUCCUGACCAUCUUCGAGAAGUUCAGGCUGAACUAUGCAUACAGGACCUACAACCAAAACAUCAAGACAUUCCAAAACAAACUACAGAGCGUAACAUUGAUCUUCCAAAAGAAAUCAACCCUUCUGAAGCAGCUGUGAUGUCAAGUGGUUUAGUUGAUGUUAAAAUCCACGAGGAUUCAAGAGAGUCUACAGAACCGGUAGAUGGAUGCAACAGAAAUAGCUUCUUGAGGAGAUUUGCUGUGGAGGACAGAGCUAUAAUUUCUCAUCUAUUUCAUCAAUGGGCCAAGAAGAAAGCAUUUCAAAAUCCUAAGAGAUUGCUUGACAAGGUUAGUUUUGUAAUAGAUGAACGCCUGAGAGUCAAGAAAAACAAACACAAGGAUGUUUUACGCUCUCUGAGAUCUUCCUUGAGUUGUGAGGAAGCAUUUCAAUAUGCAGAAUAUGUUUUAAGAUGGGAGCAAAUUCCUGUUGAUGAACGAGCUCAUUUGAUGCGGGAAAAACAGGAACAUUUUCAGAAAUUAAGGAUUGAGAAUUCAAUGGGUUCAUCUGAACCAACUUCUAAACAGAUAGCAUAUCUACAAAAUUUGGGAUGCACCGUCGUGCCUACAUCGCGUCUUCAUGCUUCUCAUUUGAUAGAGCAGUACAAAUCAUUGUAAGUCAGUAUGGUAAACUGCAUAUAUUGAAUUCUUACUGUUUCAGAUGCCACCAUUAAAACACUUUUAUUAAUUUUUUUUAUGAGUUAUCAUCGCUGUCUCAAUGACUUUUUCCUUACUGGGCUGCAAUUGAACCUUGAUCCUGUGUUUAAAUCAAUUUUUAAGCUUUCACUAGCUGACGCUAAUCAAAAUAAGCCUGGUUGCCUCAGAUACUCUGCAAUGACAAAUGCUACAUAGGCCCUUUGUUUUGAUUUUCAAUUUUGGGGUUCAGUUCUGAUGCUGCUAAGAUAUACCUUAAUAAAGGACGGAAAUCUUCCGUAGCCAUACCAUAUAAGAGGCAAUGUGAGCUUACACUGCCACAAAUACAAUUGUCAGCACUGAUGUUCACAAACAUUUUGAGCUAUUUAGGGGGGGUGGGGGGGUUUACAGAGAAUUUACAGCACUUGAACCAUACACUGAGACUGGAAAAGAGGGAGAGCAGCAACUCUAAUCAAAUGGAUCAAUGCGUGGGUCAU
Tripterygium wilfordii is the source of this 4186-nucleotide messenger RNA. Its product is annotated as ATP-dependent DNA helicase SRS2-like protein At4g25120. Gene Ontology annotation, biological process: recombinational repair. The record is from RefSeq and is a predicted model, not a curated record. The transcript is spliced from 29 exons. Lineage: Eukaryota; Viridiplantae; Streptophyta; Magnoliopsida; Celastrales; Celastraceae. Gene Ontology annotation, cellular component: nucleus. Gene Ontology annotation, molecular function: DNA binding; ATP binding; hydrolase activity. The coding region runs from base 198 to 3674 and encodes 1158 amino acids.